AUGAGCGCCUCUUUGCGUGUCCCAUUCGGUUCCCUUACCGUUGAGCGCUUAGUCGCCAGAGGAGCCGGUGGCCAGGUUUUCAUCAUCAGCAAGCAUGUGGUAUUCAAAUGCCCCACGAACUUCAACAAUCCCGCAUCCGACCAAGCAGAUGAAAUCGUAGAAAGCGCCGGGAGAAUUGCGAAUGAAAAGUUAACGCAUACACUAUUGAUGGAGCACCCACACACUAAUAUUGUCCGAUGCAUCCUUUGCAUCCCUGAAGGCUUUUUCAUGGAGCGGGUGGAAACAACACUACAAGCCCGCAUCGACCACCAAUCAGUACGGAAUGCACCGGGCACUUAUGCCAAGGCACGCUGGAUCACGCAAAUCGCAAGCGCCCUAUCAUGGCUCGAAGAGCUCGGUCGUGUUCAUGGCGACCUACGGCCAUCCAAUAUUCUCCUCACAGCAGACGAUAAUGUCCGCCUUGCCGACUUCGACGCGUCUGUCAAGGUUGGCGAACAGCUUCUUGUUGCAAGUGAGCCAUUUUGCAAGCUCGACAAAUAUUUCAAACUUCCCAACGCCGGACCGAUCAGCGAGCAAUUUGCCUUCGCGUCAUGCGUUUAUAUGAUUCGUUUCGGCCACAUUCCGUUGAGCGAGCUUGAUGCCCCUGACAGGGUUCGAAGUUUUAUCAAUCACAAGUAUCCUUCAACGGACGAAGACAAGGAGUUUGGGUGUGUGAUUUUGAGUUGCUGGAAUGGAGAGUACGAUUCCAUCAGUGCUGUAUACAACGAGAUCAAAAGCCGUUGUGAGGCUGAGUCUGUGUCUAACAUUCUUGCGGACUCGACUCAUGACAUGUCUAGUCUCCUCACUGAGUGUGAACAAUUUUUGGCGAACGAAGAACAGAGGAAACAAAACUACUCUCUUGGAUUAUAG
Colletotrichum tamarilloi is the source of this 909-nucleotide messenger RNA. RefSeq lists its product as uncharacterized. The transcript has a single exon. The record is from RefSeq and is a predicted model, not a curated record. Gene Ontology annotation, biological process: protein phosphorylation. Gene Ontology annotation, molecular function: ATP binding; protein serine/threonine kinase activity. NCBI's taxonomy places the organism in Eukaryota, Fungi, Ascomycota, Sordariomycetes, Glomerellales, Glomerellaceae. The coding region runs from base 1 to 909 and encodes 302 amino acids.